AUGACUCUGCAGCUAGUGAAUUCCCAAUAUUAUAUUUGUCCUUCUCAAACUUUAGCCAAUUCAAGUACUAAGAGUGACAUCCAUGUCUUCGGCUAUGACCUCAACCUUAAAAACCUGAACUUGCUUUACAACUGCACGGUACCGAACUCGACGCUGGAGCAAAAUAGAAUUUCGAGUUUGUAUUGUAGCAAAUAUAGUGGCAGAUCAUUCUAUGGAAGUGAUGAUAUCUUGGAGAGCAGUAGUGGGCUAGACCGAACCCAAUGUAGCAUAAGGUUCAAAAUCCCCAUUCCAGCUGAGUCUUUUCGUCGACUAACGGGUAACAGACCAGAAUUGGAGCAAGUUCUAGGAGAAAAGUUUAACGUGUCGUACAAGUAUGAUCAAGGUCCUUCAAUUUGCGAUGGAUGCAUGGCUUCGAAAGGAAUAUGUGGAACCAACUUGACUGAUCCCAAUAGAGAGUUCUUGUGCCUUUGCCGUGACCAUCCUUAUUCUUUGGUUUGCAAAGGUCAUAAUCUGAAAGACAGGCGACGAAUUACUGUUAUCGGUAAGAUAAUCCCUUAACAUAUUUCUAAUUUGUUUCCUUGGUCACUAUUGGCAUCUUUCCACUUCAAUAUCUUGUUAACGAAACUAGCAUUCAGAAUGCUCAUCAGUUGAUCUGUGAAGCCUUCAAAUCAUGAUAAUGAGUGGGAUCAGUUUCUAACUUAAAAUUUCUUUAUUUAAUGUCCCCGUGUUGUUUAUCUCUACUUUGUCAGACAGGUUAGGCUAGAAAAAACAUGUUUAAAUAAGUAUCAUUUUGCAGUGCUUGUGCUUGGUCUACCAUUAAUUCUUUACCUUAGUUCUUAGUUUAUAUGUUGAAAGUUCACCUUUACCUCUAAAAUUAACAAUUUUAAUUAAAAUAUCAUUUUACUGCUUUUGCUGUUGUUUGUAUAUUGUGAUAACAUCACCUCCGCUAGU
Molecule: messenger RNA, 951 nt
Organism: Populus euphratica (Euphrates poplar)
Lineage: Eukaryota; Viridiplantae; Streptophyta; Magnoliopsida; Malpighiales; Salicaceae
Exons: 2
Coding region: 1-558 (185 amino acids)
Source: RefSeq, a predicted model, not a curated record